UUUAAGAACAUUAAUCAUGCUCUUUUAUUCUAAUAUUUUAAAUGUGAUUAGUUAUUUGUGCAGUUUGUUAAAUCUUCCCAGACAAAAAGUGUUUCUCACUGUCCCAUUGAUGUUAAUUGAAUUAUGUGUCAUCAUAAAUAAAAAUUCAUAAUUUUCCAUAUGAUAAUCCACUGUAAUUUUCGGUUUGUAGGGUGUAAACUCUAUUUAAUUUUUUAAAUUGUUUUAUUUUUAUUUUUAAUGUUUUUCGAAAAUAAUCUAAAUAAGAUAUUUUUUAAAAAAAGUUGGAGUAAGUGAAAUUUUUUGGUGGCUUUUCACUUGCUCCUAGCUAAGUGAAAAGUACUGAUAAAAUAACGACACAUAUUUUAAAUUUUACUUACUAAUAUUUCUUUGUUUUUACUUACAAUAAAUAUUUGGAAUACCAAUUAAUUAAUUGUGAAAAUAAUGAGACAGAAUAAUAAUUAUUCUUUUAACAAAAUUUAAUAUCAAUAGAACAUUAGGUGUCACUGCACUAGAGUAUUAUGUGAUUACUGCUUUCUAUAUUUCAAAUUUGUAUUUCGGAGGCUCUGUUUUCCGUGUCGAUUUCUACAUCAAAAUGAUCCCUAAGUUUUAAUGACUUCUUGGCUGUGAUUAACAAGGAACUCUAAAAAUUAUCCCAGAGCAAGACCCAUUUGAAGAGUUAAACGUGUAUUUGUUUUUCUUAAGUUGGAUACAGUAGCCAGUAUUUCAUGACACUAGAUGUUUACCUUAGAUUCUUUAAACUAGUUUCUACUGCCACCGUGAAAAGUUGAAGAAAGGGGUUUACAUUGCCUAAAGACUAUCAUAUUGUGUGGUAUUUAAAUAUGAUGUUUAAUUGUUAUUCAUUCAAUCCAUUGUAUAACUUAUGUGUAUUGAUAAUAGGUUAAAUACUUAUUAUGCUUAGUUAUUGAUAAUAAUUAAAAUACUUCUUUUAGGGUAUUUUAAUGUAAUAUGUUGUAAUUUUCACUUUCAUCAGUUACUCAAUCAAUCAGUUACUCAAUUCUUGUAAAAUUACCGUUGCAGCUUUUGUAAAAAAAAAAAAAUUCUAGGUCUAAAUGGUCAUCUAAACCAAAAACGUUUAAAACAUUAAUAGAAACUGAAAUAUAAGUCAGUACACACUUAUAUAUCCUUAUCAUUACAGCUCAUAUAAAUAUGUUCAAUAACAUAAUCAAGCUAUAUAAAAGUUAUUAGGUCGCAGUCAGUAUGACUUUUAAAAAAAAAACAUGCCCAAAACUCAUAUAGAUAACAUCUUUUUGAGUAUGUAGUAUAGUUUUUUCAUAGAAAGAACAUCUUACUGGACACAAUCACACUCAUACUUUAGAGAAACCUUAUUCUUAUAAUGUAUGUAAUAAGAAAUUUUCAAUGAAAAUGAAUUUAAAUCAACACAAUAGCACACAUAGUAGUGAAAAGCCUUAUUCUUGUGACCUAUAUAAUAAAAGUUUUUCGCGAAAGAGAAUAUUGUCUACACACAGGUAUGCUCUUACUGGUGAAAAACCUUAUUCUUGCAGUGAAUGUAAUAAGAGUUUUUCAAGAAAGUCAAGUCUGACUUUACACAUUCUCAAUCAUACUGGAGAGAAACCAUAUUCUUGUGGUAUAUGUAAUAAAAGUUUUUCAUGUUACACUAUACUCUCUCGGCACAGCCUGGUUCAUACUGGGAAGAAAUCUUUUUCUUGUAAUGCAUGUAACAAAAGUUUUUCACAGAAGUCGCAUCUAACUGAGCACAGUCGCACUCAUACUGGUGAAAAGCCUUAUUCUUGUGAAAUAUGCAAUAAAAGUUUUUCACGGGGGACAACAUUGACUGAGCACAGACGUGUUCAUACUGGUGAAACACCGUAUUCUUGCAGUGAAUGUAAUAAGAGUUUUGUUAGUAAAUCAUCACUGACUUUACACAGUCGCGCUCAUACAGGAGAGAAACCAUAUUCUUGUGAUAUAUGUAAUAAGAUAUUUUUAAGUAAGUCAAUUUUAACUCGUCACUUUCGCAUACACACUGGUGAAAAGCCUUAUUCUUGUGACAUAUGUAAUAAAAGUUUUCCACGUGAAAGUACACUGUCUGUUCACAGCCGGGUUCAUACUGGGGAGAAACCUUAUUCUUGUGGUGUGUGUAAUAAAAGUUUUCCAACGAAGUCAAAUCUAACACGUCAUCAAAGUUGCACUCAUUCUGGUUAGAGUGUCUGAAUUAGAGAGAGAGGCUGACUCGCCCAUCAUUUUGGAGCAAAAACUUUCGCCAAUGCGGAGGAUCUAAUGUAAUAAGAAUUUUGCAACCAAAACAAGUUUAACUAAACACUUUCUCAUACAUACUAGUGAAAAGCCUUAUUCUUGUCACAUGUAAUAAAAGUUUUUCAACGGGGACGACAUUAACUGUGCACUGACGUGUCCGUACUGGGAAGAUGCCUUAUUCUUGCAAUGCAUGUAAUAAGAGUUUUUCAACAAAACCAAAAUUAAUUGAACACCUUUGCACAGGACAGCAUUUAUCCAGACACAGUCGUGUUCAUACAGGUGAAAAACCUUGAUCCUGUAGUGUAUGUAAUAAGA
This is a messenger RNA of Parasteatoda tepidariorum (common house spider), 2547 nucleotides long. NCBI's taxonomy places the organism in Eukaryota, Metazoa, Arthropoda, Arachnida, Araneae, Theridiidae. The record is from RefSeq and is a predicted model, not a curated record.